AUGGAUCUGCGCUUGUCUGCCGAUGAGUGCGAAGAUGCGGCCGCCGGCUUCAGCACCUUCCGUGCCCCUCUUCCUGAGCACGCAACGGAUGUGACGGCGCUUAUGUCCGAUUUCUAUGCCCUCAGCUCAACUCUAGGCAGUUUGGCCGACCUGAUCAAGGAUACUCACUAUCAUCGCAAUUGGCCUCUUGUCCAGGGCGAUCUGGAAUUGGUGCGCUUGAGCCUGAAAUACACUAUUGAGGAUAUCCUCGAUUUCUUUGGCCGUCUCGACGGCGGUAAAGCCACCCAGGCGGGCUACAAGCGGGUUUGGCUGGAUUUGACCCGUUUCUUCUGGGAUGAGUCGCAGUAUACACUGGGUACUCGCUUGGCGCAGUAUAAGACGUUCCUGCGGGAGAUAGGUGACUUGAUGAAAGGCCGUGGCCACGAUCUACCACUUAUCGCGGGGUAUCGAGUUUCUAUGAAGACCCUCAUGGCUUCACAAGAACAACGUGUUGCAGCGCGCUUUGCGCGCAUGUCCUUGGGUCGCAAGCCGCCUUCGAGCGAUAGUACUGACCCUCCAAGCCCGGUCAGUGAUCGCCGGCCACGCCGUCGUUCCUUUGAGCGUCCUCGCCCACCGCAUUUAUCCCCUCAGUCACCUCUCUCGCCUCAAUCGCCAGCUUUCAACCCAUUUUUCGAUAUACCUCCAUCCGCACCGGAGGCACCACCCACGCCAGAUGCGCCGAGUUCGAUAUUGACGGGAUCUACGUCUGCCACCACGGCUACUAGCCAAUCUACCCAUUCUGAUGCCGUUCAAUACCAUUGGAUUAGAGAGGCAUUCUCCAAUUAUGGAUCCGGAACCCCAAUCCCGGAUACAUCAGACAAGGCAGGGUGUUUCGGUGAGCCGCAGUCUGGAGUCAAGGCGGUACUCAAAGAGCAGGGUUUCGAGCAACUUCUUCAACUCGCUUUCAACGACUCUUCCAAUAUGACUAUAUACUUCUUCCUGCGAGAAACAGAUCACCGCGUGCGAAUUGUCAUUAAAGUUCCCCACCGAAGCAAACCCAGCGAGUACUUUUGCUUGCCUCUCAACAUGCUAGAAAUUCUUCGACAGGGUUCCUGUCUUCAACUGUGUCGGAGGCGACGUGGCGGAAGCGAGCUUAUAUUGUGGGCUACUCUCAAGUUCACGACCAUUGAAAGCAUGGUUGUAUUCUUCACCACAUUCUUAGCUCUCCGUUCCCAAGACUCGGGCCGACCUGUUGACCAUAUCCGGGACUAUGAAAUGGAAGACGAAGAAGAGCUUUACGGCGGCCAAAUUAUUGAUGAUACCUAUCGACAUGCUCUGCGUAUCUACCAGGAUACCGUGUCUGGAGCCAUAAGGCUACAAGCAUCUGUCCACCUGAGUGAAAUGGAUCGAACUCCCGUCUGGACCGCAUUCGUCACUCCGCACCUCGGCCGACGCGGAUGGCUUCGCCGUUUGGACCACCGCACGGUCUUGGUGCGCGAGUUGAGACCUAUCAUUCUGAUGUCGGCCGAAGAUUAUAAUCCUCCGGUGACCUCUCGGGAAGAGCAUGUUUUGAAGUUUGCGUCGAGCGGCGAUGCCGACGCGUUCCUGGGCGCAAUGGAGGACGCAGCAUUGUCGCUCCUUACUUAG
This is a messenger RNA of Penicillium atrosanguineum, 1626 nucleotides long. RefSeq lists its product as uncharacterized. The transcript is spliced from 7 exons. The record is from RefSeq and is a predicted model, not a curated record. Lineage: Eukaryota; Fungi; Ascomycota; Eurotiomycetes; Eurotiales; Aspergillaceae. Bases 1 to 1626 code for a protein of 541 amino acids.